AUGCCUGAGAUCACCUCUCUGGUCGCGACCGCAGGAACAACCACCUCCCUGUUCGUUUCUGGAGCCAUCUUUGCAUUCUCCGCUGGCGGCGUCAACACCUCGAAAUUAGCCACAAAGACCUCUCCGGUGUUAGCCGCGCAGCAAUGGCUAAACGUCUUCAACAGAUGCCAUAAAAUCGGCACGCCUAUGGUAAUCUUCUCGGCAGGGUGUUUUGCAUGGUUGAAGUACCAGACAAACAAUAACAUUUAUCUUGCCGCUUCCGCUUCCUGUAUGUGCAUUGUGCCGUACACCAUUCUCUUCCUCAGCGGACCUGAGAAGAUACUUUUCCCGGCUGCAAAUAUGAAGCAGAAAACACUCUCUACUCCUGAACCUCGUGAGAUUGAACGGGCUCUUAGUCAAUGGGAGGUUGCCAAUAUCGUUCGCAUUUUGUUUCCUCUUGUCGGUGGUGUAAUGGUCCUAGUAUCUAAGAUGUAG
Aspergillus pseudoviridinutans is the source of this 474-nucleotide messenger RNA. Its product is annotated as DUF1772 domain-containing protein. Lineage: Eukaryota; Fungi; Ascomycota; Eurotiomycetes; Eurotiales; Aspergillaceae. The transcript is spliced from 2 exons. Bases 1 to 474 code for a protein of 157 amino acids. The record is from RefSeq and is a predicted model, not a curated record.